AUGCGAUUUGACUAUAUUGGCAAAGCAGUUGAAAACAUAGAAUUCGCUUUUCGGCUUUCGGCUCGGAGGAGGCUAUGGCGCCACUUUCUUCGGUCUUCCCGAAUCCGGGUUCAUCCGACACCAGCCGCCUCCACCACGCCACCCAAGUUUGACCCCAACGAGAUGAAAAUCGUGUACCUGAGGUGCACCGGAGGCGAGGUCGGCACCACAUCGGCCUUGGCCCCCAAGAUCGGUCCUUUGGGUCUGUCUCCAAAAAAGGUCGGUGAUGACAUUGCCAAGGCUACUAGUGACUGGAAAAGUCUGAGAAUUACGGUGAAACAGACCAUCCAGAACAGACCGGCCCAGACUGAGGCGGUGCCCUCCGCCUCUGCUCUGAUCAUCAGAGCCCUCAAGGAGCCACCAAGAGACAGAAAGAAGCAGAAGAACAUUAAACACAGUGGAAACAUCACUUUUGAUGAGACUGUCAACAUUGCCAAGCAGAUGUGGCACUGGUCUUUAGCCAGGGAGGCUUCUGGAACUAUUAAGGAGAUCCUGGGUACUGCACAAUCUGGGGGCUGCAAUGUGGAUGGCCGCCACCCUCAUGACAUCAACAGUGGUACAGUGGAAUGCCCAGCUAGUUAA
Molecule: messenger RNA, 621 nt
Organism: Acomys russatus (golden spiny mouse)
Lineage: Eukaryota; Metazoa; Chordata; Mammalia; Rodentia; Muridae
Product: 60S ribosomal protein L12-like
Exons: 2
Coding region: 1-621 (206 amino acids)
Biological process (GO): translation
Cellular component (GO): ribosome; cytosolic large ribosomal subunit
Molecular function (GO): large ribosomal subunit rRNA binding; structural constituent of ribosome
Source: RefSeq, a predicted model, not a curated record